Aethina tumida (small hive beetle) is the source of this 1683-nucleotide messenger RNA. RefSeq lists its product as uncharacterized. The coding region runs from base 132 to 1517 and encodes 461 amino acids. The transcript is spliced from 3 exons. Gene Ontology annotation, molecular function: sequence-specific double-stranded DNA binding. Lineage: Eukaryota; Metazoa; Arthropoda; Insecta; Coleoptera; Nitidulidae. The record is from RefSeq and is a predicted model, not a curated record.
CAGACCUGUUUUCACAUUUUCGAUGACAAGAAUGUCUUAAUUAUCAAGUCCUUUCAUAUUCAAAUAGUUCUUACGACUACGACAGAGACAUUAUUCAAAUAUAUCAGUGAUAUUGUCUAAAAUAAGCCACAAUGAACGUGUAUGAAACUUUGGAGAACGACAUGUCCAACGAACAACCCGAUUCAGUACUAUCAGAACAUUACAAACAAACAAAUAUUCAACAAUGGGACAAUGAACAAUUACGUUUUCAACAAGGUACAAUUAAAGAUCUACUUGAAGAUGUUAAACGAGGAGUCAACCAACAACUUCUUUCUCAGCACUUACUAAACAGCGUUGCUAAACAAUCCCUGAAUAUAAGAAGACGCCGUACAUCGUACUCCCGUUUCCAGAUGUGCUCAUUAGAAAACGAGUACCUCAAGCAUACCCAUCUAAACAAAGCCCAAAUAAUUAACAUAUGUACUCGACUCAAUAUGUCUGAAAAGCAAGUUAGGAUCUGGUUUCAAAACAGACGAAUGAAGCAAAGGGUACUUGAGCAGUUUGAAAUAAGCGGUGAUGAAUCAACUUCACCUUACAUCAGUGACAAAGAUGACCAUUCGGUGGUUAAUAAUUUGUUAACCUACGAAGUUGAUCAAAAUCACACAAAUGGGUAUAAUAGUUACGAGUUGCAACCUCAACAAAUUCAAUAUAACUAUCCCCAGCUCUACCAGUACAGUACUGGUGGAGUACCCGCAAUUUACAGCACAAUGCAACAUCACACGCUGAUGCCCACAGCGGAAGGUAUACUAGAUCAGACCCCUCCUGCAUCGCCCCAACAAUACUAUACUCUGCAGAGUGUGACACAAGCAAGUACGCCUAGUACCCAGGUGGAACUUCCGCAAGAGUCAUUGGAAGGGAACAAUUUAUAUGAUGACUCGAUUUCACGCCCAUCAUCAUCCUCAUCAUCUGAAAGUGGGUUUGGUUGUGUUACUCCUGUAGAAGAUUUUGGCUUUGGUGUAUAUCCAGAGAUGACCUUCAGUCAGAAUGAUCCUACUUACAUGCCAGGUCAAUCGCCAACUUACAACAUACAACAUAUUUCACCUCCCUCACCAUUGUUAUCAUUCGAAGGUGGGUCUGCCACUCCUGCACAAGAUUUUGACUUUGGGUUUUUGCCACAAAACUAUGUAUAUCCAGAAGGGAAAUUCAGUCAGGAGGCACGAAUGGAUAAUCUUACUUAUAUGCCAACUUCUUCCCAUAACAUACGGGAUAUUUUGUCUCCAUCACCAUCAUUAUCAUCGGAUGGUGGGUUUGGAUCUGCCACUCCUGAACAAGAUUUUGUUUUUGGGUUGUUGCAACAAGACCAUACAUAUCCAGAAGUAACCUUCAAUCAGGAGACACGAAUUGACGUGCAAGGUCAAUCACCAACUUACCACAACGUAGAAGAUAUUUCGCCUCGAUCAACUCCGGAUGAGAUUCGUGACAUUUUAUUAUCCUCGACGGAUAUUGAACGAGAAUUUUUUGAACGAGAAUUUGGAUUGUAAUAAAUGAUGAAUUCGUCAAUGACAACAAUGCUAAAUGCAUGAUGAGGAAACAGACGAACAAAUAAGAAAUUAUUGUUGUUUUAUUUGAGAUAUUUAUGUAAUUAAUAAGUCCCAGUAAUUAUCCAGUCUUGCAAUUAAUCUAAAAUAUAUUAUAUUACAAACAUCA